Molecule: messenger RNA, 504 nt
Organism: Meriones unguiculatus (Mongolian gerbil)
Lineage: Eukaryota; Metazoa; Chordata; Mammalia; Rodentia; Muridae
Product: large ribosomal subunit protein eL29-like
Exons: 1
Coding region: 28-504 (158 amino acids)
Biological process (GO): cytoplasmic translation
Cellular component (GO): cytosolic large ribosomal subunit; ribosome
Molecular function (GO): structural constituent of ribosome
Source: RefSeq, a predicted model, not a curated record
GCGGGAGCCGCGGGUUACUGUGCAAACAUGGCCAACUCCAAGAACCACACCACACACAACCAGUCCCACAAAUGGCACAGAAAUGGCAUCAAGGAACCCCGGUCACAAAGAUACAAAUCUCUUAAAGGGGUGGAUCCCAAAUUCUUGAGGAACAUGAGCUUUGCCAAGAAGCACAACAAGAAAGGCCUGAAGACGAUGCAAGCAAACAAUGCAAAAGAAGUGAGUGUGCAAACAGAGGCCAUCAAGGCCCUUGUGAAGCCUGCAGCUGUUAAACCCAAGAUGCCAAAGGCCCCCAGCCGAAAACUCAGCCGCCUGGCUUUCAUCGCUCACCCCAAGCUUGGGAAGCGGAUUCGAAGCUGCAUGGCUAAGGGUCGUAGGCUCUGCAAACCAAAGCCCAGUGUUCAAACCAAGGCAGAGGCCACAGCUCCAGCUAAGGGCAAGGCUUCAGCUCCAGCUCCAGCUCAGGCUCCCAAAGGUGCACAGGCCCCUGUGAAGGCCCCGUAG